AUGAAAUUCACCAACAUUGUGCUUGCUACUUUAUUUUCAACAUCCACAGUAACAGCUAAUCAGGCUACAGGAAGUUUCAAGAUUGAUUUCAAUGUUGAGAGAAGUGAACCACGUUUCGUUAAACGUACUGAUGUAGAGGGAACCGUGUUGAUGGAAUUAAGCAACCAGAAAAUUCUUUACGUAGCUGAGUUGCAACUUGGAUCAAAUCACGAUGAUGUUGUUGUGCAUGUUGAUACUGGAAGUGCUGACCUUUGGGUACCUGCAACCGAUGUAAAUUGCACAAAGGAAAAUCCGUUUGCUGCACUUCUUCAAGGACAAGCCGGCAAUAACAACAACAACACUGAACAAUCAUCAAAGUCAGUAGCUACCUCAAGAAGAAACAAACGCGCCGAUGAUCAAGUCUACAGCGCAUUGAAUUCUUCAGAUGAGCCAUUACCCACUAAUGUUCCAGAAGUUGGAAAUACGGGUGUUGAGUCCAAUUCAAGCUCCGCUGGUGAUAAUACCCAACCAGUGGCUUCCAAUACUUGUAUAGCACUUGGUGCAUUCAACACGGAAGCUUCUGAGACUUUUGAAAACAACGGGACAAAUCCAUUCAUGACUUUAUAUGGUGAUGGCGACUAUGCGCUUGGAGUGUGGGUUAGAGAUACAAUCAAAAUUGGCAACGUUUCCAUAUCUGAUGUCACUUUCGCUGUUGCCAACAGAACCUCCAAUGUUAUGGGUGUAUUGGGUAUCGGAUUACGUGGUUUGGAAGCUACUUCGCAACUUGGAUACGUGUACGACAAUUUACCUUACAAAAUGAAGGCAGAUGGGGUGAUUAACAAAGUCUUGUACUCGUUAUAUUUGAACGAAGCCGAUGCUAAAAGUGGCUCUGUUUUAUUUGGUGCCAUUGAUCAUGCUAAAUACAAAGAAAAUUUAGAGACAAUACCUAUCGUUGAGGGUAGAGAUGGUACGUUGCUGGAUUUCAGCGUUGAGCUCAAACAAAUCUCACUAAGCCGUGAUGGAAAUUCAGACGACUUGUUGCAAAACUCAACUAAUGUUAUACUUGAUUCUGGAUCAACAGUGUCAUACUUGUUGCCACAUCAGUUGGAAGCAGUGGGUCAAGCUUUUGAUGGCGAAUUGAGUGAUGGGAAAUAUAAAGUUGACUGUGAAUUGCUAAACUCAAACUCAACGUUGGACCUCACAUUCGGAAGCAAGAUCAUCAACGUUCCAGUUUCGAAAUUGAUCUUGCCCCAAAAUGAAACAUCGUGCUAUUUGGGAAUUUUGCCACAGCCACAAGAACAAAAUCAAAAAACAUAUGCAUUAUUUGGAGACAACAUCUUGAGAAGCGCUUAUAUAGUCUAUGACUUGGAAGACUUGCAAGUCCAAAUUGCGCAAGCUCGUUAUACCGAUGAAGAAGAUAUUAGAGUUGUUGGGGGAAAAGAGUCAACUAGAGGAGCCAGCGGAACAAACUCAACUUCAAAUGGAACUGAUUCUGGUGAUUCUGGUAUCGUUGCGCCAAAUGAGCAGGAAAGUGGUGGAGACAGUGUAUACAAAUCGUCGUGGAUUUUCGUACUCUCUGGGUUGAUCAUCCCAUUGUGUUUGGUUUAA
This is a messenger RNA of Lodderomyces parapsilosis, 1587 nucleotides long. RefSeq names its product pepsin-like aspartic protease. Gene Ontology annotation, molecular function: aspartic-type endopeptidase activity. Bases 1 to 1587 code for a protein of 528 amino acids. Gene Ontology annotation, biological process: proteolysis. The record is from RefSeq and is a predicted model, not a curated record. The transcript has a single exon. Lineage: Eukaryota; Fungi; Ascomycota; Pichiomycetes; Serinales; Debaryomycetaceae.